Messenger RNA from Anopheles funestus (African malaria mosquito), 585 nucleotides. It is a transcript of the gene ND-B17.2, whose product is annotated as probable NADH dehydrogenase [ubiquinone] 1 alpha subcomplex subunit 12. The transcript has 4 exons. Gene Ontology annotation, cellular component: membrane. Bases 103 to 534 code for a protein of 143 amino acids. The record is from RefSeq and is a predicted model, not a curated record. Gene Ontology annotation, biological process: response to oxidative stress; mitochondrial respiratory chain complex I assembly. Lineage: Eukaryota; Metazoa; Arthropoda; Insecta; Diptera; Culicidae.
CAUUUUGACAGUUCACCAUCAAAAUAUCGUUCUCGGGAAGGAGCUCGGAAAGAAAUCUGGUUACCCUUUCGGCGGCGACUUUCUGUGUUUCUUCGGCACAAAAUGGCUCGUUACGUAGGUUUGGAUAAGCUCGGCAAGCUGUUCAACUAUAUCCGCGACAAUGGAGGCAUUCGUGCCAGUUUGUAUAAGCUGUACAGAAUGGAUGAAAUGAAAUCGGGUCGUUUGGUCGGUGAAGAUAAGUAUGGUAACAAGUACUACGAGGAUCCGUCACAGUUUUAUGGCCGUAACCGUUGGGUAGAGUAUGCAGCGCACUGGAACCUGGAGUACGAUGGUUCCCAAAUCCCGGCUGAAUGGUUCGGUUGGAUGCACUACAAGACUGAUCUGCCACCAAAUCGCGACGGAAACCGUCCGCACUACUCGUGGAUGAUCGAUCAUAGUGAUAAUGUGUCCGGAACUAAAGAUGCCUACAUGCCAUACUCAACAACCCGUCCUAAGGUUGAAGCAUGGGAUCCGAAAAAGUCGCUACCGAAAUGAAGUGUUGGUUUGUUGUGUUAAAUCCAAUAUAAAAGAUUGUAGAAGGUUGUA